UAAACCAAUUCUCUACGUCUUCAUUUUUUUUCAUUGAUUUGUGUACAUGAUUUGGUACAAUUGUAUUAUUAUUUAUUUGAUACCAAAUCUAUUUCUACUAUUCCUUCGCUGAACGUAUACCUUCUCCUCUAAUUUAUUCUGUAUUUGUAAAUUAUUUUUAAAUCGGGAAUAGUGAUUCUAAUAAACAACUGUAAGGAGUUUUACUAAUAUCUGAAAGUCAUAACUGUCAAUGUCAAAAAAACAAUUAAACGUCACCCUUUAUUGAUUUUAUAUUUGUAUUAAUAAUAUACAAUGCAUACAAUUGGCUUACCCAGAACCUGUUUAGGAUUCACAAACAUACUUUUCUUUUUAUUCGGCGUUGUUACUUUCGCUGUCUGUGUGUGGUGCGUCAUCAAUACUGAUUUUUUCCGGGAAGUUAACUACACUGUGACCAAGAGCUCCUUGGUGUCGGUGGUUGCAAAUUUCGUUAACUUGAAAUUAUGGUUCACCCCCUUGACCUCGAUCCUUAUACCGAUAGCUUUGUUGACAAUAUUCACGUCCUGCUGUGGCAUAUUCGGAGCUGGCUGUAAAAUGAAAUGUGCGAUAAAAUCAUACAUUUUUUUGGUCAGCGCCAUAUCUCUGACGGUUUUCUGGCUCAUAUUUGUAUCAUUUGUCUAUAAUGUGUAUACGAACAAUGAGAGAACUCGCAGCUUCAUGCGUUCAACUAUCGUCAGCAACUAUGGCAAAGAGAACGAUCUCAUCACAAACACGUGGAACUAUAUAAUGGUGACGUACGAGUGUUGUGGUGUGGUCGAUUACAGAGACUUUUUGGAUUCCAAAUGGCAGAAAACGAAUCUAGACAAACUUUAUCCUAUCCAAUGUUGUAAAUUGUUGAAUAAAACUAGCCUUGAACCUAUAUACAAAGAUUGUGCCACGAAUCACGACCGCGAUGAAGAUACUAACAAAAAUGUCGGUUGUUUCAAGGUACUCAGAAUAGCGAUAUCUACUAACAAGGGAAAGAUUGUCUUCUAUAUUAUCCUCUUUGUUGUGGCCUAUUCGGUAUUGAUCCUUUUUGCAUAUUGCAUUAUUCGCGGCGAGCCUCUGCUAGCUGCUGUAACAGGAAACCUAGCUUCAAUACUACCGAACCGUAAAGAAGAUAAUGCUAAAAGAGUACCCUCAAAUUCCUCUUUGGAUAAUAUGUUGUUCGUAGAAGAACCCCCAAAGAAAGUAGUUAAAGUUGUGUCUACGAUGAAUCCCUUUCAAACUUACAAAUUUAGCCCCAAUAGCUACAACACGAUGGAAUCAAAUUAUCCCAAAAGCAUCAGAUCUUAAAUAAAAUAAAAUAAAGUAACAUAACAAACGUUCACGUGUUUUAUUUGUAUGUCCCUGGUAUAAGUUAACUAUUCAUGUCACCAAAAAAAAAAAACUAUCCUAU
This is a messenger RNA of Danaus plexippus (monarch butterfly), 1414 nucleotides long. RefSeq names its product tetraspanin-1-like. Gene Ontology annotation, cellular component: membrane. The transcript has a single exon. The coding region runs from base 292 to 1311 and encodes 339 amino acids. Lineage: Eukaryota; Metazoa; Arthropoda; Insecta; Lepidoptera; Nymphalidae. The record is from RefSeq and is a predicted model, not a curated record.